AGUGUGUGGGUGCAACCCCGUUUUUGCCAUGCCCAGUUCACUGUAGCCCAGUCACAUGUCAUUUGUUGGCAAUAAAGAUUGUCUUGUCUCACUGAUAAGGGUGAGGUGUGCAGUUUCCACUCAAGUCUAAUGAUCCCAUAAAAACAUGGUUAUUUUUAGAGGAAACCUUCAGCAGUCAUCUUUGUGUAAGCUGCCUGGCUGUCUGACUUUCGAAGACAAAUUUUUACAGAAUCAAAUUAUCACUGUUACUGAAGAAAUUCAAGACUGUCGAUUCUACAUCUAAGCUACUGCCGUGAGGUGUGAGCUCUAUCUGUUUGUGUGUUGCAGCAGAAAUUUUCUUCCAGGUUUGUAGCUGCUUACUACUAUUCAGUCAUUUCACUGAAGCCUAGAGGAGAAUAAAAAACAUCUCCAAUUAAACCUUUUUUUAACUCGGUGGUGCACUCAUUAUGGGUGAGAGUUCUGAAAGGGUUCCAUGAGUACUGUCAUUCUUAUUAGAAAGGUGCAGCAGAGGUUGAUGGAACCUAUAAAAAUGCAUGUGCUUUGUUUGACAUGUACACAAGUCCUGACCUCCACAUUCUUACCAUGCAAAAUUGCUACCAAGCACUUGAGAAGCCAUACGCCUUUCCAUGACCUCAAGGAAUCAGAUAGCAUGACCUCUGUUACUUAUUGUUCGUGGCUGUUUGUUCCACUCAGUUUAUGACUCAGCAUUAUGCAAAUCUUGAGGGAAAAUUCACACGUUUUGGAAAAGGUGGUUGUAGUUCCUACUCCUACCCUGUAUGCAUUCUCAUGGUACCAACAAAUUAGGUCAGCAUGUGAGGGAAAUAGUCCAAACGUGAUCAAACAUUUGUAAUAUUGAAAUUUCGGCAUCGUCUAUGUUCAGCACACAAUUGGCUUUUAUGUCCGGAAAGGCUUUUGGAAUUUUUGAACUAAGAAAAAGUUUCAGCUGGGUUAAUCGUUUGUACUCCUCAAGAUUAAUAAGGUUCAAGCACUCAAGGCCAGCAACAUCUUCAUGAGCAAGUGAUUUGUGCAGGAUGAAGCCAAUGAAGGAGAUACUGGAGGUGCUGCCACGACCGUCGAAUGCCUUGCACCCGGGCCCCCUUGGUUUGGUGCUGGCAAAAAUAAUAGCCAAGUUACUCGAGCGACACAAGAGUGCUACAGCGUUGUUUAAUGAUGAAUACCUUUUCUUGAACUGGGCCCAGUGGGCUGCAGAGGAGCCCUGUCUGAAAAUCCUGACUUCGCACCCCGAAGAAGCCGGCAGAGUCCCGAGCAUGCUUCCCAGUGCUGGACAAGGGGACUGCCUUGUAGUGACAUCUCUUGGUUCAAAGGAGGCUCUAGAGGCUGACCUGGCCAUCGAGGAUUGCUGGGGCAUUGGAGAGCUGCUGUCUGGGGACUCCGAGGACUUCGUGGAGCCUUCUCUGGAGCAGAAAGUCUUGCUGACAGAGCCACAACUUCCCCUUAAAGCCCAAGACCGAUCGGCCAUGGGAGAUGUUACCGGUGGCUCUGGAGCCACUGACAAAGACCCCAUUUUUUGGAGCGCUGAUGGCCAUUGUGGGCACAAAUCUUCGUCCCAGAGAAGGAACCUGGAUUGUGUGCACAUGCAUUCACCUAACUGUUCAUUCGCCUGGAAGAGGAGCACUGUUGCCCCCCAGUGCAACAUAAGCACAGCACAUAUGGGGCAACUGCCUGAGCAACAUAAGUUUGGUGCUCGGGCGGGUUCCUGGUGCCCUAUGUGGAUAAAAGAUGAUAGUGAAAAAAACCUUGAGACUAGCUCAAGGUUUUUUUCACUAUGAUACGUUCAUCAGCUCACCUGUGCAGUAACCCUUAUUUCGGAUAGAAGAUAUGUGCUCAAGGCCUCCGCAGAUCCCGAGAUGCUUUGUCUCUUCUUGGGAAUAAACAACAAGAUAGCAGAAUCUGCUCCAAGAGCAAACGGGGGACAUUAACAGCUUCUACGACGAUAGAUACCCUUUAGGGUUGGUGGGUUUUUGCUUGUGCCCUGUGUGCCAACAUUUGCAAAACCACCUUCAGACCAGAAAUUUUUAUGUCAGUCGUGCAGGGUGCUAUGUCCUAUGCGAAAGCCCAUCGCUAUUGAAGAGACCUCACCCUCGCAAGGAAAGUCUCCAGGUAACAAUAUCCUCAAAACAUUUCACUGGCGAGCUUGAUUCAACAUAAACUGUUUCUUUCGCUUUAACACAAUGAAGAACCUACUUGACCAUGUUUCUUGUCAGCUCGUGCCAAGGAACACCAGGUGCUCUGUUGGCUGGUCCUGGAAAACUGGUGAUGGCUUCGAAUCUAUGUAUGCUUUCUUAGUCUUCCCCGCAGCCUGAGAGCAAGGGACUACUAUGUUUGAAUUUUGCUAGCAGCCAUGUAGGAAAGCUGAAGGACAAACUCGAUGCAGAAAUAGAUGACUUGAUAGAGUGUCUAUGCCAAGUCUCAAUGCGUAUGGUCCGAAGCCACUUCUCGCUUUAUGCUCAGGUGUGGGAGGAUGCUGGGAGCCUUAGGGUUCAGCAUGUGCCCGCUUUGAAAAGAUCUGAAAAAAGUAAUUACUGCAAAACUGAUGUGUCGUUUGAACACACUCCCCUGUUUCUGACUUGCUUCUGUUUUUCUCCAUAUGGUCUCCACCUCUCUGCAGCAGUGUGGGUAAUGCAAGCCACUCUCUCGUACCUCCAACCCCUUUCGUCCAAUUAAUCUUUACACCCUGUUAUCCUCUGUUGAUGGAUUUGCUUUUGAACCCAGAAAAGCUUGCAAGUGUAGUAGAGUCAACCAUUUCAUGCUGUAUUUGUAGAUCUUGUAAACGAUGUUUAUUAAAAAAAAAAAAACACUUGUUCCUACUGUAACUGUUCCAGUUUUUAAUUUGAUACAUGGGUUGUACCGAUUAUAGACUGAUGAAGUAUCCGACUAUGUUUACUCCAGUACUGAAGCCCAUUUGAAAAAGCAAGUGGAAUGCUUUGUGUAUACGUAAUAAAAAGGAAUGCCUGUAAGUAAGCCUUGCAUUGAUACAGGUGUGCUCAACAACGUGGAAAUGUCUCAGAAACGGGGACCUAUCGCCCUUCAUGUUCUAAGCUGCUUGAACAUAUCUAAACAUGUGGGAUUAUCUUGAAAAUUAUGAUUGAUUGUUCAGAUCUCGGCAUGGCUUCCGCAGAGGACUCUUGACAACCACUCAACUGAUUCAAACCGUUCAUGACCUCUCUAGGACGAUUAAUUGCCGCAGUCAAAAGUUUAUAAUAUCUCUGGAGUUUGCGAAACUGUUUGAUAAAGCAUCUAAAUCAUUACUCCGAAUUAACAUCAUUUUUAACAACUCAAACUUCACAAGGUGGUUUUCAUCUUAUCUUUCUUCCCGGAAACAGGUGUUCCCCAGGGUAGUUUAGGUCCCCUCUUGUUUAUAAUUUUUAUAAAUGAUCACAACUUCUUGCAGAUGACUGUAAUGUAUAACAAGAUAGAAAGUAGAGAUG
Molecule: messenger RNA, 3449 nt
Organism: Ixodes scapularis (black-legged tick)
Lineage: Eukaryota; Metazoa; Arthropoda; Arachnida; Ixodida; Ixodidae
Exons: 2
Coding region: 1032-1790 (252 amino acids)
Source: RefSeq, a predicted model, not a curated record